Molecule: messenger RNA, 971 nt
Organism: Striga asiatica
Lineage: Eukaryota; Viridiplantae; Streptophyta; Magnoliopsida; Lamiales; Orobanchaceae
Source: the annotation of a GenBank genome assembly
UCCACCACUCCUUAACAUUUGAGAUUCAACUCCCGCAGUCUGUGCCCCCACUCUCUAUCAAAUCCACUUUGCUAUCAAGCGAUGGCUGUCACUUUCUACGACCUCAGCUCGGCGGCUGGCCUUAAGAAGCUCGAUGACUACCUUUUAUCUCGCAGUUACAUUACCGGAUAUCAGGCUUCAAAGGAUGAUCUCACAAUUCAUGCCGCCCUCUCAAAGCCUCCAUCAUCGGACUAUGUGAAUGUGUCACUGGAGUUUCUGGUGAAGGAAGUGGUGUCACGAUUGAGGGUUCGGCUUCAGUUGCAACCCCUCCUGCUGCGGACACCAAGGCAAGAUAUUCAUGUUACAGCCUCAGCUGCUGAGGAUGAUGACGAUGAUGAUGUGGAUUUGUUUGGUGAGGAGACCGAGGAAGAGAAGAAAGCUGCUGAGGAACGUGCUGCUGCUGUCAAGGCUUCCUCAAAGAAGAAAAAAUCUGGGAAAUCAUCAGUUCUGAUGGAUGUAAAACCAUGGGAUGAUGAAACUGACAUGAAAAAGCUUGAAGAAGCUGUUAGAAGCGUGCAGAUGGAGGCUAAACUCGUCCCUGUUGGUUAUGGAAUCAAGAAGCUGCAGAUUAUGAUUACCAUUGUGGACGAUCUAGUCUCUGUUGACACCCUCAUUGAGGACUAUCUUACAGCUGAACCAAUCAAUGAAUAUGUCCAGAGUGAUUUUUGGUGUUUCAGGCAGAUGUUGGGACCAUUUGCGGAGUAGCUUUGAUGUCAUAUGUAAUAGUUCAUUAUGUGUCUAUCUUCCCUUAGUUUUCUUAAUAUGACAAUUUUUAUAUCUUAAAAUGUUUGUAGUGACCAUCUAUGAAGUUUUUGGUAUGACUAUUUAUUCCUUUAGAUGUUGGGAAAAAUAGUUUUUAUGAUUCUUCUUCAAGAAUUACAAACUAUUUCAUUGCUGUCCAUUGUGAUGCUAUGAUAUAUUUUUCAUUUUUC